AUGGGCCUACUAUCAACAACGAGCAGCAUGAGCCUCUCUGACCUCAAUGCAAAGGCUCUCGACAACUUUGUCUACAGCAAGGUUGACAGGGAGAUGAUCAGGUUCUUGGCUACCGCCGCCAGCGAAGUUAUCCAAUGCGAUCCCACCAUGAUGCCAUCACCAACAGUCGAGGCUUCUUCUGGAAGGGAACAACAACCUACCGCGCCACCAAAGGUUGUCAAGUGUGAAGAUGGCGGACUACCUACCCUCGAGGCCUUCAUCAGCCAGCUUGUCGUCAGCUCCAACGUUCAGGUUCCCACUCUCAUGUCGACUCUUGUCUACCUCAGGCGUCUAAAGUCCCGUCUUCAACCCAACGCCAAGGGCCUCCGCUGCACCACCCAUCGCAUUUUCCUCGCUGCCCUCAUCUUGGCCGCCAAGUACCUUAACGACAGCAGCCCCAAGAACAAGCACUGGGCUAGCUACACCAACAUGUCGAGCUCCGCCUACAACUUUGGCUUCAGUCGCACCGAGGUCAACCUGAUGGAGAAGCAGCUCCUCUGCCUUUUGGAUUGGGAAUUGCGCAUCACCGAGGAGGAUCUCUACCGCGAGUUGGACUACUUCCUGGCCCCAAUUCGCCGUGACAUCGAGGUCCGCCACGCCCGUCGCAUGCGCGAGAAGGCUGAGAAGCGCCAGCGCCAGUUGGAGGAGGAGGCCUGGGUCCAGGUUGCCGCCGCCGCCGCCGCUGCCCAGCACGUUCAGCAGCACCAACAGUCUCAGCCUACUUACAUCUCUCCUCCCUCAUCCCGUGGCAGCUCCCGCUCGCGCGGCGGUUACGCCUCUCGCGACACCUCGCCACCUGGUCUUUCCAGCUCCGCAUCUUCCUACACCAGCUCCACCAGCGGCAGCCGCUCGACGACUCCCGACAGCGAACUGGACCUUCCUCACUCUUACGUCGCCAUCAACGGCGACGACUACUACCAAUCUGCUGCUAUCCCGCCUUGCGUACCGGAGAAGGAUGCCGCGGCUGUGUACUUCAGCAGCACGCGCGGCGCCGCCGGCAACAAACGCGGUGGUCUCCCCUACGAGAUGACUUCUGAGGACAUGGAUGAUGGCAGCAGGGUGAAGCGCAUGCGCGGCAUGCUUGGACGCGUUUUUGGCGCUAACGUUGAUCGGAAUGGUAUUCCGGUCAGGUAA
Messenger RNA from Sordaria macrospora k-hell, 1173 nucleotides. RefSeq lists its product as uncharacterized. Gene Ontology annotation, molecular function: protein kinase binding; cyclin-dependent protein serine/threonine kinase regulator activity. Gene Ontology annotation, biological process: regulation of cyclin-dependent protein serine/threonine kinase activity. Gene Ontology annotation, cellular component: cyclin-dependent protein kinase holoenzyme complex; nucleus. Lineage: Eukaryota; Fungi; Ascomycota; Sordariomycetes; Sordariales; Sordariaceae. The record is from RefSeq and is a predicted model, not a curated record.